UGUGUGUCUGUGUGUGUGUGUGUGUGAGUGAGUUUUCACAGCCAGGCCCUUGGGUGUUAACCAUACGCUGCGCCGUCACAGCUCUCACAGAGGUGAGUUUCUCACUCUCUGCAACUUCCUGUCAUUGGCAGCCGAGCUCCACAAAAAGGAAACCAGACCCACCAGAGUUCAUGUUGAGAAUCGGCAACACAGCCGUGGAGUGAUCCGCUGUUGCAUCACUGCGAUACGAUCCUGCGUUUGAGGUGAAAGAUCAGCGCUUGAAUGAAUCGGGAUUAGAAAGAUCUUUCUCCAUGUCCGCAGUGACUCCCUCCAGCCCCACCAGUCUCGCAGCGCCGGUUCUGGUCCAGUUCCAGCUCGGCCUGUUCAGGGAGGUGGUUCGAGUCCCCGCUGGCAACCUGAGUUACCGCCAUGCCAAGAGGCUAGCCGCAGAGAUCAUAGAGCGCAAGGCUCCAGACUGCAGCGUGGUGGGCGUCGGGGAGAAGAUUCUGCUGUUCAGACAUCAGCGCGCCUCAGAGCUGCGCCUGCACCGCCUGACAGACGUCGACGAGCUGCAAGAUGGAGACCUCAUCGACGUCAUCAUCGCAGCAUCAGCGUCAGUGACUGAGAUGAGGAUGCGUCCGCACUCCCUGGUGGUCCAGUCGUACAGGACUCCCACUUUCUGCCACCACUGUGGAGAAAUGCUGUGGGGCCUCGUUCGACAGGGAUUAAAAUGUGAUGGUUGUGGGUUGGACUUUCAUAAACGUUGUGCUUUGCAGUUGCCCAAUAACUGUAGUCGAGUACGGCGUCAGGUUAGCACCAGUUUGUCCCUGUUUCCUCCCCGAAGGCCCCGUACACACUCGCUGUCCAAUCAGGCAGGAGGCAGCCUGGAGGAGAUAAGCAUGUCAAAGCCCUCAUCCAGGCCUCCAUCCUGGACAGAGCCCCCGGUCUGGGUGGGAAUCGGGUACGGUGACAGUAGCAGGGCUCAGGUCCCUCACACCUUCCACAUCCACAGCUACACCAAACCCACCGCCUGCCAGUACUGCCACCAGCUGCUCAAAGGACUCUUCAGACAGGGGCUACAGUGCUCAGACUGCAGGUUUAACUGCCACCGGCGCUGCGAGGUGUUGGUCCCCAGAGACUGUCCAGGAGAGAGGAGAGGCGUCAAUGGGGAAGAAUCCACAGCAGGGCGUCACAGCUACCUACCAGACCCAGAGGAGGACGAGUCAGAGCUCAGCAGUAUGACGACACUAGAUCUCUCUGACGAUGAGAUGUCCACUGACGGAGACUCUGUGACUGAGGCCAAAGAAGUCGAGCAAGCGCGAGAGCCAAUGAGUCCGUGUUUCAGCAGCUACAUCCCCCUGAUGAGGCUCGUCCAGACGGUGCAUCACACUAAGAGGAGAGCCGGUGGAGUCCUGAAAGAGGGGUGGCUGCUGCAUCACACCAAUACUGACACACUGAGGAAACGUCAUUACUGGAUCUUGGACUGGAAGAGCUUCACUCUGUACCAGAACGAGAGCAGCACCAAGUACUACAAGGAGAUCACUCUGUCCGAGGUGCUGCAGGUCCGAGGCCCUGCCCAGCUCUCCGUGCCCCCAUUGCCAGGCGACAGCGCCCACUCCUUCGAGGUGGUGACGGCCUCGCUGGUGUACUGCGUGGUGGCCGGGGAGAGCGGGCCGGCCUGGGAAAGCGCCGUCCGUCAGGCUCUGAUGCCCGUGCAGAGCAGCGGUGGACACAGCGAGGAGAGCGAGGAGAACCAGGAUAAAUACUCGCAGAGAGACAGAGCGGACAUCAGCUCGGUGUAUCAGAUCCUCACAGACGAGGUGCUGGGCUCAGGGCAGUUCGGAGUGGUGUACAGAGGUACUCACAGGAAGUCGGGCCGGCCAGUCGCCAUCAAGGUCAUCGACAAGACGCGCUUCCCCUCGCAACAAGAGAGACAGCUGAGGAACGAGGUGGCCAUCCUGCAGAAUCUGUCCCACCUCGGUGUGGUCCUGGUGGAGGGGAUGUUUGAGACAGUGGAGCAUGUCUUUGUCGUCAUGGAGAAGCUUCAUGGAGACAUGCUGGAGAUGAUCCUGUCCAGUGAAAAAGGCAGACUCCCUGAACGCAACACCCGCUUCCUGGUCACGCAGAUCCUUGAGGCUCUGCGGUACCUGCACUUCAAACACAUCGCUCACUGUGACCUGAAACCUGAGAACGUCCUGCUGGCCUCUGCGGACCCCUUCCCUCAGGUGAAGCUGUGCGACUUCGGCUUCGCCCGCAUCAUCGGCGAGAAGUCUUUCCGUCGCUCGGUCGUGGGGACGCCUGCCUACCUGGCGCCCGAGGUGAUCAGCAGCAGCGGCUACAACCGCUCUCUGGACAUGUGGUCUGUGGGCGUCAUCAUGUACGUCAGCCUGAGUGGCACGUUCCCCUUCAACGAGGACGAGGACAUCAGACAGCAGAUCACCAACGCUGCCUUCAUGUACCCACGACAAACCUGGGCUUCUAUCUCACUGGAGGCCGUGAGUCUUAUCAAUAACCUGCUGCAGGUGUCGAUCAGACGGAGGUACAGUGUGGGCAAAGCGCUGGGACACCCCUGGCUGCAGGACUUCCAGCUGUGGUGCGACCUCAGGGAGUUCGAGCAUAGGAUGGGCUGCAGGUAUCUGACACACCGAGGGGACGAGGACCACUGGAAAUGCUACACCCAGGAAAAAGGCCUGAGCUUCCCGUCCCACCUCUGCUUGGACCCCAACAAUGACCCUGACAUGUGACCUCAGCACGGAGGCUAGAGGCCGGACGGUUUAUGCCAACAGGGUGCCGGAUUCGUCUGCUCACCUUGUCUGAGGCCAGAAUCUUGAAGGAGGCCAUGACCUGUUCUGCGGUGUCAGUCUCGGCGGUCUCGCGGGUCAUGAAGUCGAUGAAGGCCUGGAAGGUCACCACGCCCGCGUUGUUGGGGUCCACCAGGGUCAUAAUGCGAGCAAACUCCACCUCACCCUGUCAGGAGAGAAAAGGAUAGUUUUAGUUCAACAUCAGUUAAUUCAAUUCAACAUAAUGUGCAGGCACAUUUGUAACAAAAAGAAGGGCUGCGGCUUUCACCAAUUGGCAAUAGUGUCAUGCAGCAAAAAUACAUUUUAUAAACAUUUUUACAAACUUGCACUGCAUACACAAUACAAAUAUUUCAGUAAUCAUAUCACUUUUAUUACUUAAUUCAGGCAAAGCUCUGACCUCUUGCUACAUUCACGACACUGACAUGUUUUAUUUCUUGACAAUUCAAGUUUUACUCAAUAUCAAUGUCAUUUUGUCCUGAAAAUGUACGUGUUGCACUAACCAGAUCGUAACCCAUGGAGAUGAGACAGGCACGGAAGUCGUCUGGGUCCAUCAUGCCGUUUCUCUUCUGCAAAGGAAAAACGCAAUUGUGUUUAAUUAUUGGAUCAAACUGUUUAGCUAUAAGAUCCCCAGUGCAGCUCCUAUCAGAGUAAUACAGCCCAUGUUUUACUUUCUUACUGCUGCUAGAAUAUUGAGCAUUAACUGAAGUUGUGUGACUGACACUUUCUUGAAUAUUGAAACUCUUAGAAGGACAUAAAAAGAAGCAUGUAGAUUUCAAUGUUUAAAGAAAUCUAAAUAAAUUGAGAUCUAUCCUGCA
Messenger RNA from Micropterus dolomieu (smallmouth bass), 3595 nucleotides. RefSeq names its product serine/threonine-protein kinase D3-like. Gene Ontology annotation, biological process: protein phosphorylation. The coding region runs from base 291 to 2723 and encodes 810 amino acids. The record is from RefSeq and is a predicted model, not a curated record. Gene Ontology annotation, molecular function: protein serine/threonine kinase activity; ATP binding. NCBI's taxonomy places the organism in Eukaryota, Metazoa, Chordata, Actinopteri, Centrarchiformes, Centrarchidae. The transcript has 20 exons.